Anopheles funestus (African malaria mosquito) is the source of this 4826-nucleotide messenger RNA. RefSeq lists its product as uncharacterized. The record is from RefSeq and is a predicted model, not a curated record. The transcript has 4 exons. Bases 1667 to 4105 code for a protein of 812 amino acids. Lineage: Eukaryota; Metazoa; Arthropoda; Insecta; Diptera; Culicidae.
GGGCCAACAAACAAACGCGAGACAAAACGACACAGCUUCCCUUUCGCUCCUUUCUGUUUGCGAUGGUGCGCGGUUUCUGGGGUGAUCCACGAUCUCAUCCCACCUUUUCCCCCUUUCACUUCCCCUUUUACCAUCAACUUCAACGAGGGGAGAUGCAAUCCUUUCAUUCGCUUCGCAAAGAUGCACUUCCAGCGCUAUUACGUUAUUCAAUCGCACCCGCUUACUUGAUGGAAGAGCGCGAUGGUGGAUUGGGAAAGAAGAGGGAGGACUGAGGGAAGGGAAAGAGAGUUUCGUCUUCGUGUUGAGAUUUUGAGACUUUUAAUUUCCCUUCGCAGCCGGGUGAAGUGAAGGGUGGACCGGGCAAGCAAAACGUACAAUGUCUCCCCCACUACAAAACCGGCGUGGCGCUCCGGCUGGCCUUAGGUUGGGUUCGGUUGGCACCGGGAUCCACUACGAAUCAGUAUCAAUCUGAGCGCUCGAUGCGACGCACGACGAACCCCCACAGCUAGACCACGCUGAAAAACAAACAGGAAACUACUAUUCCUGCGUUUCUUCACAAACGGAAUUCCGGUCCGAAUUCGAUCCAUCCUUUCGAACGGAUACCUGACUCCCGCAGCAGCAAACACGUAUUAUAUUCAGUUUCUGCAAAGAAAACAAAAACAAAUUUGACCACCAAACCGCAUUAAACAUCGAGCAGUGUUACCCGAAACAAAAUAGUGUUAUUUUUGUACCAGUGAAAAAUACUCUACAUCUAUAUUGCGCGGAAAACAGUAUUAAGUACAUUCCAACAGAGAAAAAACCGAGGCUGACUAGUAGUGUGUGUGUGCGGUGUGCGUGAAUUUUGGUGGCCGCUAUAAAGAGGAAAAAAGGAGCCGAACCGAGGAAACAACAUGCUGUUGGUUUUCCAACUCCUGCAAAGAUGACCGUUUCGCCGGUGCUGGAGAGAUCCGAUUUCCUGCACAUUGUAACCUGCCCACACCAGCCCGUAUCGUCGUAAUUGGUGCAUCUGUGUAGAUGCAUAUAUGUGAGUGCGUGUGUGAGUGCGUGCGUGUACAAGUGUAGAGAGAGACAGAGGGAGAGAGAGUGAGAGAUAGUUAGUGCGUGAGGUACAUGUGCAUAGUUUGGAGAGGAAUUAGAAAUCGAACUAGCGCUGUGUUGUGUGCCCGUGAAAAACGUUGCCACCUGAAAAACGGUGUGCCAUCGAAGAGGAAAAGCCGAAAAAUCACACACAAGCAAGGUGCACCAGUUGGGUUGGGUGGAAAACGCGUGACGAGAAAAACGGCUGCUGUACACAUACGCCAAAAAAACCAACCAACAACGUACCACACAAUAAUUAACUGAACAGGGUGGAACUGGAGCUGAAGCGACGAAGCGAAACCGGUGACAAGCGAGGAAACAAUCAAUCUCAGCAGUGGCUUUUAUCGAACAAUCAGAGCACGACGUUUUAUCGGAUCCCUUUUGGGUAGUUGGCCAGGUGACUUUUAGCUGCCGGGUUCCUUUUGUUUUUUGCGCUACACUUGUUUGAUUUCUAAAACGAUCGAGCGGAAAAACCCCAGCGACACCAGUGGAAAAUUUCACCAGCUACCAGGCGCUUAGAAGACGCUCUCGAUUUCGGCUGCUGGCAUAGUCUGGAUUUCGCCCGUACAGUUAACACGCUGCGCAAGAAAUGACGUCAUACAUCCUAACCCUCGCCACCGUUGGCUUACUGUUUGUCGCCGCAUUGGCAAACAGUGAAACCCAACCCAACGGACAGGGAUCGGUAGUCUUUACCAAGCUCGACGCACUGUCCGCAACCCGGAACACAUCCGCUCCGGUGGAGCGAACGAAUCGCACCACCUCGGAGGAAGUGGCGAAAGUACGGCCGGCUUACACACGAACCGAGCUGAAGGUCUCACGAAGUCUUAACCCGGACAACGUGCAGAAGCUGAACGUACGCUCCAACAAUGGACGCAUGGUACAGAUCAUCGUAAAGAAGCGCAACGGAAUGGAACUACCGCUCGGAAGUGUCUCAGUAACUCCCAGCUCUACCACCGGCAGUACCAGCCAGGGCGUUUCCCAUUCCUUCUCACCGCCUCCUGCCCAAAGCCACGUGACACCUUCGCGAAUUGCCGGCAACUACCGUUUGUCGGCCGAUUCGGCACCGGAAUCGGUGGACAUUAUCAACGCUUUCCUGGAGCACGUUAAUCGUAUCGAGCGACCGCCCCGAUCGUUCUACGACGACGAUCAUGGUGCGAUGAAGAACGAUCGCCGUCCGGUGCGCAUAAAGGUGAGUGACGAGGCGGUACAGGAGAGUCGUGUACCGCCGCCCGUAGUUAUCAGCUCGGACACGGUGUACAUGAAGGACAAUGGAGCAGUGAAGACGCACAAACGGGGCCGUUCGAUGCAGGAGAUUGGUGCUGACGGUAUACCAGUAGUACAUGGCAUUCGUGUUCCGGAUGAUGAGUCCGAUAAGCGUCAGGUGUGGCGAAAUGCUCGCGUUAUCAAUGGUGAACUGGUACCGUACGAGAAGGGACAUGUGCCGACGAAGUUGGAAAACAGUGGCGACAUCUAUGGACAGCUGAUCUUUGCCAAACCGUCCGGAAAUGGUGGUGGACGCUCCAGCAUUGGUUCACGGCAACGCAGUAUCGGACCAUUUACGACGGCCGACAACUUCCAACCGAACGAUGGAUUGGCCAAGAGUUUUGGACCGUUCAGCGUUGAGGAUAACUUACAUUCGGGUUCUAUCGCAAUAAACUCCAAUCCACCGAAGGUGACGGGGAAUAUUGGGCCGUUCUCGAGAGCGGAUAAUUCGCGCCCAGUACCGAACGGACGCUUGGUGGAGUAUCUGCGCAAAAUUAACGAGGAAGAAAGUCGUAAGCACUACCCACAAAUUUUAAGCCGCGCCAACUUCAAGGAGGAUGCGCUAGCCGAACAGCCCAAGAUACAGCGCCGUAUGUUACAGAACCCGGGCAAUCCCAACUAUCCCGUAUCGCAGCUGUACUCCAUCAAUGGUCCGGGAGCACAGAACCAGGAGAAGGAGUUGGAAGACACCCGUAAGCCCGUACUCCAAUACGCACAUCCGGAACUCGGUGUUCAGCCAGCCAAAUCUGUUCCGCCGGAGCGUAAGCCAACGAAAGCGAUGAAGAAAAUCAUGAACGUGCAAGAUUACUACAGCAAGGCGGCACACAACGAUCAUUCGCCAUACGCGAUCGAGCCGGCCAUGAGCAGCAAGGAUUACUACGAUCCACCGCAACCGGUCAAGAUGCCGCGACCGCCCCAGUACGAGAACUUUAAAGGUCCCUCCACGUACCCGUACAACUACGGCUACAUUCGGCGCGUUAAGCACGAGCGGCCAUUUUGGGUCAAAAUUACCGAUCAGAUGCGCGAAGGACUCCAGAGUGGGAUUUCUACCGUGCAGGAGUUCACCAAACCCGUCCUGGAGCCCAUCGUCGAGGCCGGACAGAAAAUCUCCAAAAAUCUCGGACUGGUACGAAAGGCUGACGAGGCUCAGGACAAGGUUGGCGUGGUGGUGGCACCAGCUACAAAUUCAAUUAUACUCCCGGCUCUAGGGCUGAUGGCGGGUGGAGCGGCCCUCGGUCUCGGUGCGGUCGCUGUGGGCCGUUUUUUCGACAUGGGUCUGCUGCGUCGAUCGGGCAGUGAGUUGCUACCCUUCGACCUGGACGAUCUGGAGCACAAGCGGGCGCUGGAAGCUAUCCAACAGCAGCAGCGAUAUCAGGACCAGUACGACGUGAUGAUCAUGAACUCACCGGACGAGCGGGAGUUUGCAAGACGCUCCAAACGUUCGAUCGCUCGGAAUCCCUUCGAAGAGCAGGGCCUGCAGGAUGUGGGACACGAGUCUGCCAGCUCGUCUCGGGCCCGUUUCGAGCAGCAGCUGCGCGAAACCGACUGGAAGAAUCCUUCCUGUGCCAAGCUCACCUUCUGCCGUGUGAUGAUCCAACAGGGCGCCGACGAUAUCGUGCUGAUGGAGAAGAAGAUGUACACUAUGCUAGAUAUGAUGCACCCGGCGCUGGCCGCUAGUCUCACCGAUCACCUGUCGGAAGUCACUGACGCCAUCCGGCAGAACGAUUGCACACGAUUCGUUUGCCAGCAGCAAACACGAUCUUGAACACCCUUCAGCACAUCUGCGGACCAACACUGGCACAGGCAUGCGGCACGGUUCUUGCAUUUCGACACUAGUUGAUGUUUAAUAAAACUUUCGGAAUGAGUGUAUGUGAGUGAAACGGGAAGAAUGCGAGUGGGAAGAACAUGGACACUCCAUCCAUUGCAAAAUCCUAUUAGUUAUAGCGAAGAACUGAGAACAGGGUGAGCUUGUGGACAUAAACACCCGAGCGAUCCGAGAUUGUUUCAUGCUCUCGGGACGGAAUGAUUGUGUGUGUUUUAGACCAUGUCUGUAUUUUAUAUUAAAAUAGUAAGCAACGAUAACAGCGAUACGGCAUAGUUAGGUGGUGACCCUUUUCGAGGGCUGCACGUAGAGCGUAAGGAACUUUAGCGCAAGUGAAAAUCAUGUUACCUUUAUCUGUCUGUUAAAAACUGAGCGACUGAGUGCCCAGUGAAGUGAGGAAGUAGUAAUUCUAAACACUAAUUACCCAGUCUAGCCAACUAAUCACACAAUCGUAAACAAAUCCCGUUUUAUGAAUAUUUGUUAUUAACUUUACACAUUUACCUAUACGCUAAAAACACACCACACCAAUCCCUUAUGUAAGACUACGAGAAGAGAUUUGAUUUCGUGUUAUGUAUCCGUACUUGUACAUACACCAGAGCAUCAUAUGCCAAAGGAAAGGGAUAUAGCUAGGGACUAGCGGGCAAUCGAUGAACGAUGCCCAAAA